UUCCUCCUACCCCUGCACCUCCUCGAGACAAGGUUUCCAGGUAACCGGCUGACGGCUCCGGCCAGAGGGAGAAGUCGCUCGGCGAACUCCCCCCUCCCCCCUCCCCCCACUGUCUACGGCGUUUGGCUGGUUCAAAAAGAGAUCGAGCGACCGCUGGCGGCAACUGCACUGCGCCUGCUCCGGACAGCAGCGCUUUCUGCGCCUGCGCUGCCAGCUGAGGGAGUGGGGGGAGGGGAGAUUACAAUAUGUCUUCCCCUCAUUUUUUUCCAAGUCCUGUAGUUUGAUUUUAAACAACACAACAUUUGUUUUAGCUUCACACGCUCUGAAAAUUGUGGCCGAGUUUCCUCAAUUUCUCCUCAUAGGAAAAUCCCACCCCGCAGGCAUUAGUCUGGUGAACCUUCGCUGAACUCCCCCUGUGACAAGUAUAUUCUCCCUUAGGUAAGGAGACCAAAACUGUACUAAACACUCCAGCUAAUGGAGGGAGUGUGUGUGGGGGCAGCUACUUACAGUGCUUGGGGAGUAAGAAAGGAAAUAAUGUUCCAGAGAAAUUAAGAACAGGCAAUUCUUGUUUCUAUCCUGGACUGAGGGUGCUGACUUUUAUAAACUCCUUUGAGAGGAUAUUAGAAGAGGAGGAUUUACAGAGACGAAAAUCAAACCAAACAUCAAGUGAACAACUGGCAGUCACUCAAUUAUUGCGUGACCUGAACAUCAUCGAAUUUUGAAGGAGAAAACUUUGUCUGUUCUGUGUGCUUCAGAAGAUUUUAAAAUCAGUGUGACUGAGAAAGGACACAGACACACACCCGAGUGAGAGUGUUCCAGUGCACUGACUGUGGCAAGAGCUUUAACCAGUUAAACAGCCUAUAAGAACAUCACUAUUUACAGCUGGGAGAGACCGUACAUGUGCUGUAUGCGGACGCCUCAGCUGAUCAAUGAACCUGAAGAAAGACUAGGAGGCCCACACCAUGGAAAAACCAUGGAAGUGUGGAGACUGUGGGAAUGGAUUCAGAUCCCCAUCUCAGCUGGAAAUUCAUCAACGCAGUCACACUGGAGAGAGACCAUUCAUCUGCUGUGAGUGUGGGAAGGGGUUCACUCAUUCAUCCCAUCUGCUCAGACACCAGCGAAUUCACACCAGGGAGAGGCCGUUCACCUGCUCUGAGUGUGGAAAGGCAUUCACUACUUCAUCCGACCUGCUGACACACCAACGAAUUCAUACCGGGGAGAGGCCAUUCACCUGUUCUGAUUGUGGGAAGGGAUUUAGUCGGUUAUCUCACUUACAGGCACAUCAGCGCGUUCAUACUGGGGAGAAGCCGUUCACCUGCUCUGACUGUGGAAAGGGAUUCUCUCACUCCUCCAACCUGCGGAUACACCAGCGAGUUCAUACUGGGGAGAGGCCGUUCACCUGCUCCGAGUGUGGUAAGGCAUUCAUUGAUUCGUCAAGCCUGCGGAUACACCUACGAGUUCACACCAGGGAGAGGCCAUUCACCUGCUCUGAGUGUGGGAAGGGAUUCAGUCGGUCAUCGUUCCUGAAGGCACACCAGCGGAUUCACACCGGGGAGUGGCCACCCACCUGCUCUGAGUGUGGGAAAGCAUUCAUUGAUUCAUCCAGCCUGCUGAGACACCAGCAUCUUCACACUGGGGAGAGACCGUUCACCUGCUCUGAGUGUGGGAAGAAAUUCAGUCGAUCAACCUACCUUCGGAAGCACCAGCGAGUUCACAAGUGAUAACAGGGGUUGGAUUCUGCUGUUAUUGCUGCCGUCAAUCACAUCCCGGAGAGAACCAUGUUCAUUCUGACGAUUGAUGAAGUGGGAGAGGCGGAGGGUUUCUUUCUGCUGGACUGGCCGGUCUCAUGACUUUGCUUCCAGUGGGCUGAUGCUCUUUUAGCCUGGGAGUGCAUGUUUCCACUGAACUGACACACAAAAGCUGAUGUAGAACGUCUAUUUUAUCCUGGAUAGUUAAUAGUGUUUUUUCUACCACUACAGAUAUGUCUCAAAUAAAUACAUUUGUCUCUGUUCCAUUGGGUCUACAGCACAGGGCUUGGCCAGCAUUUAUUGCCCAUCCCUAAUUGCCCUUGUUCAGAGGACAUUUAAGAGUCAACCACAUUGCU
Molecule: messenger RNA, 2104 nt
Organism: Carcharodon carcharias (great white shark)
Lineage: Eukaryota; Metazoa; Chordata; Chondrichthyes; Lamniformes; Lamnidae
Product: zinc finger protein 239-like
Exons: 1
Coding region: 963-1721 (252 amino acids)
Source: RefSeq, a predicted model, not a curated record